Xiphophorus maculatus (southern platyfish) is the source of this 3477-nucleotide messenger RNA. RefSeq names its product sialoadhesin-like. The transcript is spliced from 15 exons. The record is from RefSeq and is a predicted model, not a curated record. Bases 93 to 3416 code for a protein of 1107 amino acids. NCBI's taxonomy places the organism in Eukaryota, Metazoa, Chordata, Actinopteri, Cyprinodontiformes, Poeciliidae.
CAGUUGAAUGCAGUCGUUGGACAUCACUUCUGCUGAACUCCUCAGUCCUUUAUUCAGGUUUAUUUCUCCAGUGCAGCCAUUUGUCAUACAUCAUGAUGAGCAAAAUGUUCCUGAGUGUCCUCUUUUUUACAAGCUCUGUGGGCGCUUGUGGUCACGAUGUGGGCCUGUUCAUUACUGCGCCGACACCGAUGGAGGCUCUGAAUGGAUCCUGUUUACAUAUUCCCUGCAACUUCACAGCUAAAAGUGAAGACAGCGUUUCCAGUGGAGAACCUGUCGGAGUUUGGAUGAAAAGUGACCCAAGUUUCUCAACAUUUCCACAGAAUGUGAUUUUCAACAGCAGUGAGACGACAAACGUCUAUCCCAUGACCAUAACUGGCAAUCUGAAGGAGAAAAACUGCACCACUUUGUUUUCAGGCAUAAACCAAAGUCAUGCAGACACAUAUUACUUCAGAAUUGAACACGGCCGAUUUAAGGCUUCGGCUAUUUGUCAUGCUCUUGAAAUAAAAAUAAAAGAUUCUCCUUGGAGUCCCAGCAUUAACCUUCCCUCUGACCUGAAGGAGCAUCAGUCUGUCACUGUAACCUGCUCAGCUUUCACUCCGUGUCCACAAUCACCUCCUGAACUCACCUGGAAUCUCCAACAAGACUCUCUCAGACAAACAGAGGAAAACACAGAUGGAACCUUUACAACUAAAAUCCAGGAGACCAUCACUCUGUCAGACACACAUGAUGGAUACAACAUCAUAUGUUCUGCCAGAUAUCCUGUGAUUGGAGGAAACAAGACAGUAAACACAGAAGUGACUCUCAGUGUUUCAUAUGCUCCUAGAAACACCUCAGCAUCCAUCAGUCCAUCAGGUUUGGUGUCAGCAGGUAGCAGGGUGGAGCUGAACUGCUCCAGCAGAGCCAAACCUCCACCCAGCUUCACCUGGUUCAGGAACAGCGGACGUGGAUUCAUUAAAGUAGCUUCAGUGUUCAGUAUGAGCUUCAAUGCUGCUGAGCGAGGAGACUAUUACUGUGAGGCCACAAAUACGCUUGGUAGUGAGAAAUCGAAACGCAUCUGUCUUGACAUCAUUGAUGCUCCUUUGACUCCCAGAAUUGAUAUCCCUUUUGGUGAUCUGAAGGAGGGCCAGUCUGUCACUAUAACCUGCUCAGCUUCAACUCCGUGUCCACUCUCACUUCCUGAACUCACCUGGAAUCUCCAACAAGACUCUCUCAGACAAACAGAGAAAAACACAGAGGGAAUCUUUAUAACUAAAAUCCAGAAGAACAUCACUCUGUCAGACACACAUGAUGGAUACAACAUCAGAUGUUCUUCCAGACAUCCUGCGGCUGAAAAAAGCAACACAGCAAAGACAGAAGUGACUCUCAGUGUUUCAUAUGCUCCUAGAAACACCUCAGCAUCCAUCAGUCCAUCAGCUUUGGUGUCAGCAGGUAGCAGGGUGGAGCUGAGCUGCUCCAGCAGAGCCAAACCUCCACCCAGCUUCACCUGGUUCAGGAACAGCGGACGUGGAUUCAUUAAAGUAGCUUCAGUGUUCAGUAUGAGCUUCAAUGCUGCUGAGCGAGGAGACUAUUACUGUGAGGCCACAAAUACGCUUGGUAGUGAGAAAUCGAAACGCAUCUGUCUUGACCUCAUUGAUGCUCCUUUGACUCCCAGAAUUGAUAUCCCUUUUGGUGAUCUGAAGGAGGGCCAGUCUGUCACUAUAACCUGCUCAGCUUCAACUCCGUGUCCACUCUCACUUCCUGAACUCACCUGGAAUCUCCAACAAGACUCUCUCAGACAAACAGAGAAAAACACAGAGGGAAUCUUUACAACUAAUAUCCAGAAGAACAUCACUCUGUCGGACACACAUGAUGGAUACAACAUCAGAUGUUCUUCCAGACAUCCUGCGGCUGAAAAAAGCAACACAGCAAAGACAGAAGUGACUCUCAAUGUUUCAUAUGCUCCUAGAAACACCUCAGCAUCCAUCAGUCCAUCAGCUUUGGUGUCAGCAGGUAGCAGGGUGGAGCUGAACUGCUCCAGCAGAGCCAAACCUCCACCCAGCUUCACCUGGUUCAGGAACAGCGGACGUGGAUUCAUUAAAGUAGCUUCAGUGUUCAGUAUGAGCUUCAAUGCUGCUGAGCGAGGAGACUAUUACUGUGAGGCCACAAAUACGCUUGGUAGUGAGAAAUCGAAACGCAUCUGUCUUGACCUCAUUGAUGCUCCUUUGACUCCCAGAAUUGAUAUCCCUUUUGGUGAUCUGAAGGAGGGCCAGUCUGUCACUAUAACCUGCUCAGCUUCAACUCCGUGUCCACUCUCACUUCCUGAACUCACCUGGAAUCUCCAACAAGACUCUCUCAGACAAACAGAGAAAAACACAGAGGGAAUCUUUACAACUAAAAUCCAGAAGAACAUCACUCUGUCGGACACACAUGAUGGAUACAACAUCAGAUGUUCUUCCAGACAUCCUGCGGCUGAGAAAAGCAACGCAGCAAAGACAGACGCGACUCUCAGUGUUUCAUAUGCUCCUAGAAACACUUUAGCAUCCAUCAGUUCAUCAGGUUUGGUGAGACCAGGUAGCAGGGUGGAGCUGAACUGCUCCAGCAGAGCCAAACCUCCACCCAGCUUCACCUGGUUCAGGAACAGCAAACAAGGAGUCACUAAAGUGUCUGUGGAGCAGGUUUACAGCUUCAGUGCUACUCCUACUGAAGAAGGAGACUAUUACUGUGAUUCCACAAAUGAGCUUGGUAGUGAGAAUUCGGAAAGCAUCUGUAUUGACAUCGGUGAUGCUCCUUUGACUCCCAGAAUUAGUAUAUCUACUUGGAAUCUGAGGGAGGGCCAGUCUGUCACUGUAACCUGCUCAGCUUCAACUCUCUGUCCACACUCACUUCCUGAACUCACCUGGAAUCUCCAACAAGACUCUCUCAGACACACAGAGAGAAACGCAGAUGGAACCUUUACAACUAAAAUCCAGGAGAACAUCACUCUGUCAGACACACAUGAUGGAUACAACAUCAAAUGUUUCACCAGACAUCCUGCGGCUAGAAAAAGCAACGCAGCAACGACAGAAGUGGCUCUCAGUGUUUCAUAUGCUCCUAGAAACACCUCAGCAUCCAUCAGUCCACCAGAAGGUAACUGGGUGGAGCUGAGCUGCUCCAGCAGAGCCAAACCUCCUCCCAAAAUCACCUGGUUCAAGAAAGGCCCGGAAAGUACCACUGAAGUAGCCACAGGCAACUUUCACAAGGUUAAAUUCACUGAUGGCGAUCAAUACUACUGUGUAGCAGCAAAUAAGGUGGGAAAACAGAAAUCAUCACCGAUCAAUCUCACAGUAAAAGGUACAAACGGACUUGGAGCCUGGAUUCUUGCAAUAAUAGGGGCCGUGGGAAUGGUACUUCUUGGCAGUACAAUCUUCAUCCUUGACACCUGGUUCAUUCACUCCUAAUCCAGUCAAGCUCAUGAGUUGUGCUUGUGUAAAGCACUAAAAUAAAAUGCUGCAACCCGCU